Stegodyphus dumicola is the source of this 1515-nucleotide messenger RNA. Its product is annotated as lipid storage droplets surface-binding protein 2-like. Gene Ontology annotation, biological process: positive regulation of triglyceride storage; lipid storage. NCBI's taxonomy places the organism in Eukaryota, Metazoa, Arthropoda, Arachnida, Araneae, Eresidae. The record is from RefSeq and is a predicted model, not a curated record. Gene Ontology annotation, cellular component: cytosol; lipid droplet.
UUAACAUCUGACUUUCUGAGUGUAAUGCGCAUUGGUUGCACUUUGAACUCAAAAAUUGCCAUUCUGAGCUAUAUAUACUGUUAUUUUGAUAGUUCUCUCUCUUUUUGAUCGAUUAAAUUACUCUUGUACAAGAGACUCAUAAAAUCAAGCAAAAUGACGAAUCCUGAAGUUGAAUCUGCUGCUAUAAACACAUCUUCAAAAUCUGAGGAGGUUCCAGCAUCUACCGAGAGUACUUCUACGGAGGGUACAAUAAAAAGUGAAUUUCUGGAGAGAGUAUCUGAAAUACCAGCAGUAUCUGCUGCUAAAGACUAUGGCACAGCUGCUUAUAAUCAGGUCAAACAGUAUAAUAGAUUUACAGCUGCUGCAUUAAGUGCUGCUGAAACAGCUGCACUGUAUUUUGCUGUGACUGCAAAGCCAUUUUUGGAAAAAAUCCAGCCACAAGCUCAGUUGGUAGAUACCUUAGCUUGUAAAGGUUUAGAUACUGUUGAAGAAAAGGUGCCAUUUCUUAUGAAACCACCUGAGGAGCUUGUUGAAGAUGCAAGAAAGUUAUGUUAUUCAACUGUUGACAAGGGAUAUCAGAAGGUAGAAGAAAUCAAAACUUUGGGAACAGAAACGUUGUCUUCGGUUAAAAAUUAUGGACUUCAAAAAGCAAAUGAUGCUUUGACUGGAACUGAAUCUUUAGUUGAGAGAUACCUUCCACCAGCAUUUGGAGAAGGUUCUCAUGAAGCAGAAGAUGACAGUAAAUCUGUGCCUGAAAGAGCUAGCAAAUUAACAAGCAAAAUUGGUCUUCGUAUUUAUGGUCAUGGAAUCAAACAGCUGCUACCUGUACACAAAUUGAGUCAAGAGUCUGUUGCAAAACUGUUAUAUACUGUUGAAUUGCUACAACACUUGAAAGAGAACUACAUAAAUAAGAGUGUUCAAGAAUAUGUAGAUGAAGCAAAAGUUAAAGCAACUUGGAUAUGGGAAGAACUGAAUAAAGAACCUGCUGCAGCUGAAGAGACUGCAAAGAGUCUGGAGCAGAGGAUGCUGUCAUUGGCCAGGAGAAUGACAUCUGUACUUGUACAUGCUUACAAUGUCACUGCAGUUCCCAUUUCUGCACUACCCAAGACGUACCAGGAAGGAUUUCAAACUGCACACAGAUAUGCCACAGAACUCUUUUCUCAGUUUGAUCAGGCAACAAAUGCUGGUGAUGUGACUGUUCUAAUGCUUCAAGGAAUUCGGGAAAAACUCUCGGCCCUUCAAACUGUUAUCCACGGUCUUUCUUCUCAAACUGAACAGAUUGAAAUGCAAGACCUUGGAUCUUCUGAAAAAUCUGAAGAUGUUAAAGAGCAGGAAUCUGAAAGUGUUAAAGAGCAGAAGUCUGAAGCUGGAUCUUCUCACUAAUGCUAACAUUUACUUUUGUAAUUUUUGUAUUAAUUAAAUGUUUCUAAUGUUCAUGCACAGUUUUGUUUUGUCUUUAUAGGUAUCUUUUGGCAGUAUUUUAUUACAAAAUAAAUCUGCUUUAUAUUUUGAAAA